Molecule: messenger RNA, 1191 nt
Organism: Prorocentrum cordatum
Lineage: Eukaryota; Dinophyceae; Prorocentrales; Prorocentraceae
Source: the annotation of a GenBank genome assembly
AUGACAGAAGGCGCCAUCAGUCCCGUUGAUACCACUUUCGUUUUUUUCGCGAUGGCCAUGGUGCAGCUCAUGACCCCAGGCCUGGCUCUGUUCUACGGAGGAUUGAUGCGGGAGAGCAGCGUGAUCACCAUUAUGAUGCAGAAUUUUGUGACCAUGGGAAUCGUCACGGUCCUCUGGUUCCUGUUCUUGUACUCCAUGUGUUUCGCCGACACGUGGGUCGUCGUUGCCAACCCCUUCACUCACGCGUGCCUGCGCGGGGUCAGCAUGUAUGCGCCGAACGGGAUCGCAACGACCAUCCCCGCACUGCUCUUCGCGGGCUACCAGGGCAUGUUCGCCGUCAUCACCCCCGCACUGAUGACGGGCUGCUUCGCGGACCGCUUCCUUUUUGGUCCCUACCUGCUCUUCAUAACUGUCUGGAUGAUGCUCGUGUACGCCCCUUUUUGCCACUGGGUAUGGGGCGGCGGCUGGCUGGCGCAGUGGGGCGUCGUCGACUUCGCGGGCGGCAUCGUGGUGCACAUCACCGCGGGCUUCUCGGCGCUGGCCAGCCUGCUGAUGGUCGGGCGGCGGCACGUGCCCGACGGUAUGGCGAAGGAGGACCUGGACGUGCCCCACAACAUUCCGAUGGUGGCCACUGGCACCGCCAUGCUCUGGUUCGGUUGGUUCGGCUUCAACGGCGGCUCGGGCCUCGCCGCCAGCGGCCUCGCCGUGGGUGCCGGCGUCAACACCGAGAUCGCGGGCUCCUCGGCGUGCCUGGUCUGGAUGGUCCUGGAUUGGAAGCUCAACAAGAAGCCCACCCUCGUGGGGAAGUGCGUCGGCGCCAUCGCUGGGCUGGCCACCAUCACGCCCUGCGCUGGGUUCGUCCAGCCGUGGGCCGCCUUCAUCAUCGGAGUGAUCGCCUCGCUCGCGUGCUACGCCUGCUGCGAGUUCCGGAGAAAGUUCGAGAUCGACGACGCACUAGACGUGUGGGGCGUGCACGGCAUGGGCGGUUUCAUCGGGACCAUUCUCCUCGGGGCUCUGGCCGACCACCCUGAUUGCCUGAACGCCGACCCUGAGACGAACACAGUCUGCAUCAACCCAGGGACCGUGGUGCGGUCUUGGUCGCAGCUCGGCAAGCAGACGACGGCCGCCUUCUUCUGUGCGGCGUACUCCUUCGCGGUGACCAUUCAGAGAGCCAGAGAUGCCUCAAGCUGA